Messenger RNA from Leptosia nina, 825 nucleotides. Lineage: Eukaryota; Metazoa; Arthropoda; Insecta; Lepidoptera; Pieridae. The record is from the annotation of a GenBank genome assembly.
AUGGAAACCAAAGUAGCUGUAGUCACUGGUGCAAACAGAGGUCUAGGUUUUGAAAUCGUAAAAGGUUUAUGCCAAAAGUUUAAUGGUGCUGUUUACCUCACAUCUAGGGACGAAGAAAGGGGCCAAAAAGCCGUCCGAGAUCUAGAAGAAUUAGGGCUACACCCGCUUUUUCAUAUUUUAGAUGUUACAAGUGAUGAGAGUGUUGAAAAAUUUGCUUCGUUCAUAAAAUCCCAUCAUGGUGGAAUCGAUGUUUUAGUAAACAAUGCGGGUAUUUUGGACUUUGAUAAACCAAUUUCCUCUUAUGAAGACGCAAAGAAGCUUCUCGAUACGAAUUUUUAUAGUCUUUUAAAAAUAUCUGAACAUUUAUAUCCUUUAUUAACCAACAGUGCUCGUGUUAUUAACAUUAGUAGUGAUUGGGGUCUGCUGUCAAAUAUUAGGAAACAAAUUUGGUUGGAUACAUUGAUAAAAGACAAUUUAACCCUUGAUGAAAUAUUACAGUUUGUGAAUGAUUUCCUACAAGCAGCUAAGAAUGGAAGAAAUGCAUUUGGUGCAUUUGCUGGAAAUUAUGGUGAUUAUAAAGUCUCAAAAGUAGCACUAUCCGCUUUGACUUUUGUACAUCAAAAAGAAUUUGUCAGGCUAGGUAAAGAUAUAUCUGUGAAUUGUGUCCAUCCUGGAUUUGUUAAGACGGACAUGACAAAAGGGAUGGGAAAUUUUACUCCAGAACGUGGUGCUAGAGCUCCUUUGUACUUAGCAUUGGAAGCUCCACAAACACUUAAGGGUACCUUUAUUUGGCAUGAUUGCCAUAAAGUCAACUGGGAUGAUUGA